AGUUUUCGCCGUCAGUAAGACUUAACGAAAUAGUUUUAAAUUUGCUUGACGACAUUUGUCAACGAGAGCGCGAAUUUUAUUUUAUUGUACAAAUCAAACAAGAUGUCUAAAUCUAAAUUGCCUGUUGAACAACAACCAAACACCAUUCCUAAACGAAGGCAGGAAUUAUUAAAAUGGAAUGGCUGGGGCUACAAAGAUUCAAAGUUUUUCAUCAAUAAAGAUGGCCAAGUUGAGUUUUCUGGAGAAAGAUACAAACUCAGCGGCCAUGUGAUGCCACACCUAAGAGAAUGGAUGACUAAAACUGUUGGCAUUGACAUCAAUCACAAGUCACCUGCUCAGGUUGAGAUGACGGUUGCUAACAUUCCAGCCCCGAACAUAAAUGAAGAUUUCAUGAAGAGCAUCAAGAUGUCCAACAUAUGCUACUCCGAUGACCCAAAUGAUAGACUCUUCAGGGCCCACGGUCACACACUCCACGAGUUGUUCUUAUUGAGAGAAGGAAAGUUCAAGAGGAUUCCUGACCUCGUUGUCUGGCCAAAUGGUCACACGGAUGUUGAGAAGAUUGUUGAGCUGGCCAAAGUGCACAACGUCGUCAUCAUUCCUUUCGGAGGUGGUACCAGCGUGACGAACGCGCUUGAAUGUCCGGAGCAUGAGGUCAGAAUGAUUGUUUCGCUGGACACUUCACAGAUGUCACGUAUAUUGUGGAUUGAUGAGAAGAACAUGGUGGCAUGCUGUGAGAGCGGCAUCGUCGGGCAGGACCUUGAUAAGAGGUUAGCAGCUCGAGGUCUCUGCACAGGGCACGAACCAGACUCCAUCGAGUUCAGUACUCUGGGAGGUUGGGUGGCUACCAGGGCAAGUGGCAUGAAGAAGAACAUCUAUGGCAACAUUGAAGAUCUGGUGGUUCACUUCAAGACAGUGACCGCGAAAGGCACUCUCGAGAAGAGUUGCAUGGUGCCUAGGAUGUCGUCGGGACCUGACCUCCAUCACUUCAUUCUUGGAUCUGAAGGGACACUCGGGGUGGUGACUGAGGUGACCAUCAAAAUCAGGCACAUCCCUGAAAUUAGAAAGUAUGGUUCCAUUGUGUACCCUGAUUUUGCGAGUGGUGUGGCGUGUUUGCAGGAGAUUGCAAGGUUGAGGGUUGCGCCUGCCUCCAUCCGACUGAUGGACAACGAACAGUUUCAGUUUGGUCAUGCGUUGAAGCCCGAGGUGAAAUCCUUCCUGGCAUCGCUGGUGGAAGGCCUGAAGAAGGUCUACAUCACCAAGAUUAAGGGCUUCGACCUGCAGCAAAUCGCCGUGGCCACGCUGCUCUUCGAAGGAUCAAAAGAUGAAGUUUUAAGUCGUGAGAAGAAAGUAUAUGAGAUUGCAUCAAAAUACGGGGGCAUCCCAGGUGGUGAAGAAAAUGGGCAGAGGGGUUAUAUGUUGACCUACGUGAUUGCAUAUUUGAGGGACAUUGGAUUUGAUUAUUGCACUGUCGCUGAAUCAUUCGAAACAUCAGUUCCUUGGGAUAGGGUGCUAGACUUGUGUCGCAACACGAAGGAUCGAAUAAAAAGAGAGUGCACGAAACAUGGAAUUCAAUUUCCCCCUUAUGCCACUUGCAGAGUGACACAAACGUACGACGCCGGAGCAUGUGUCUACUUCUACUUUGGAUUCAAUUACAGAGGUAUCAGCAACCCUGUCCACGUUUAUGAAGAAAUAGAGAAAAGUGCCAGGGAGGAAAUUUUAGCCAAUGGAGGCAGUAUUUCACAUCACCAUGGAGUUGGAAAGAUAAGACAGGAAUUUCUGGAGCGAACCAUUUCAUCACCUGGUUUGGGAACUUUGAGAGCUGUUAAACAAUUCUUAGAUCCAAAUAACAUUUUUGGCAAUGGCAAUCUUAUGAUUCCUCCCGCUUCGAAGUUAUAAUAUUUACAAUAACUAGUUAACCGAAUGAAUCAUGAAUAUUGUAUUAAUAUCAGCAUUGAUAUCAUCAUGAAUAUACACCAAGUUUCAUUGCCAUAUUUAAUGUUACUUAAAUUAUCAUCCUAAUGUUUAAUUUUUUAAAUAUAAAAUGAUUAAUUACUAAGAAUUACUGUUCAUCCAUGUUUCCAAAAAAGUUGCUGAUUUAUUAUUUGAUUGGAAGUAAAGAUUUUUUGUUUUUUAGAUUUAGUCGGAAUAUUGUAAAUCAAUGUGGCGUUAACUUGUGUCGAGUUGUCAGUUGAAAUAAAUAAUUAGUUAUGUGAAAUUUUAAAAA
Molecule: messenger RNA, 2224 nt
Organism: Helobdella robusta
Lineage: Eukaryota; Metazoa; Annelida; Clitellata; Rhynchobdellida; Glossiphoniidae
Exons: 19
Coding region: 103-1896 (597 amino acids)
Biological process (GO): lipid biosynthetic process
Molecular function (GO): FAD binding; alkylglycerone-phosphate synthase activity
Source: RefSeq, a predicted model, not a curated record